Diprion similis is the source of this 7963-nucleotide messenger RNA. RefSeq lists its product as uncharacterized. Gene Ontology annotation, cellular component: nucleus. The record is from RefSeq and is a predicted model, not a curated record. The transcript has 10 exons. Bases 136 to 2841 code for a protein of 901 amino acids. Lineage: Eukaryota; Metazoa; Arthropoda; Insecta; Hymenoptera; Diprionidae. Gene Ontology annotation, biological process: regulation of transcription by RNA polymerase II. Gene Ontology annotation, molecular function: DNA binding; protein binding.
AGCGGCAACAGCAACAGCAGGAGGAGGCGAAUAAUAUGGCGUCUGCGCCACGGAUACGACGACGCCGAUGCAAAUUUAUAGGAACUUGGUUGUCCCACAAGCAAUUCGCGACCUGGCUAACGCCAGUUCGCGGUGAUGAUCACAAAGCGUACUGCGCGCUCUGCGACAAGGUGUUUUCCGUUGCCCACGGAGGCCUGCACGACGUGCGAGCCCAUUGGAAGGGCAAACGUCACAUCGGCCUUCAAGCAACAAUCGGGAACACCGACGACGUCCCUAGCCAAUCCGAUCAGGUCCCUUCCCAAGGAGCAGGACAUCAUCACGACCACCACCACCACCACCACCACCAUCUGCAGCUGCUGCAACCGUCUCAAUCCCAGCCACAGCUACUUCCCGGUACUUCCUAUCAGGUCCACCAACUGCUCCUCAAAAGGAACUCUCUCGGAAAUCUCGAGUUCAGCGAGCAGAAUGGUGAGAAAUUAUAAAAAGAAGGUGGAGCGACAACGCUGGUCCAAAGUCUCGAUGCAGGCGGCGAUUCAAGCGGUUCUUAACGGUUCGAUGGGGUACAAAAGGGCUGCCACCCAAUUUCACGUACCUCGAACAACCCUGGAACGACACGCUAAGAAGACGCGAGAUAACCCAGAAUCCGCGCUAAAGAAAACUCUGCCCGGAUCCUGCAGUCGUGUUUUCAACGAACAGCAGGAGGCCGAGCUUGUACAACGUUUGAAUAAAAUGGCGGGUCAACUUUCCGGUCUCGAACUUAACGAGCUUCGCGAUGUUGCUUUCCGAUUGGCCCGGCGCAAUAACCUCGCUCAUCCGUUUGGCGAGGAUGGAAAAGCGGGAAUAGAAUGGGUCAGAGGAUUCAUGGCUCGACUGCAUCCUCACUUAGCCCUACGAAGACCUGACGAAGCUACAUCGCUGACUCGCGCGAUCGACCUCAACAAGGAAAAUAAAUUGGUGGUCCGACAAAAAGUUGACGGCAAAGAAGACGGUAACGCAAAAUCGAACAGCAGCAAUUACGGAGGAGAUUCACUGUGGCUAAAAGGAGAUUUGGAGGAGCUAGUCGAGGCAGAGGAUAUUCAAGAAAUCGACGAGUUCGAAGACUCGGACAGGUUCGAAUUCGAACAUCAAAUAAGCGACUGGUCCUACCUCGACGAGGACGGGGACGAGGGCACUGUGACUGGGGCAGAGGAAGGCGACGAGACGGUGAACUACGGCGGGGAGGGAGGAGAAGUGGUGCCCAGCUUGCGCAUGCUGCAGCAGCGAGGCGGUUCAGCGUCAGCAUCAGCGUCAGCAUCCAGCGGCAACAUGUUCCCUCAACAAUAUUGUCUACGAUGGAAAUAUCAUCACAGCAACCUACAGACCAUGUUCUCACAGCUCCUAGAGCGGCAGGCCUACUGCGACGUGACGCUUGCCUGCGAGGGACAAACCCUGCGUGCACACAAGGUGGUGUUAUCAGCUUGUAGCACAUACUUCGACACUAUCCUAUCAGAAUAUGCGGAAAGGGAUCCUAUUGUCAUCAUGCGCGACGUUAAAUUUGCCGAUAUCAAAGUUCUCGUCGACUUCAUGUACAAAGGAGAGAUAAACAUCGAUCAUACGAGAUUAUCAUCUCUACUAAAGACUGCAGAAGAUUUGCACAUCAAGGGUCUGGCUGAGGUCAGCUGGCGUAGUGAUUCAGUACAAAAUGAUAUGAGCAACAGUGGUCACAGCCCAGGAGCAGCUACUCCAGGAGUAGAAACAGUUCUCAGGGAAGGUGAUGCAGAGGAGUCCUCACCGCCUAAACAAAGACGCCGAGGUCGUCCACCUCUCGACGAUCCCCCAUCUGCUCAUGAUGUUUUCACACCAAAGGUCACCUGCGUUACUGGCAAUGUCGGCUCGGAUGAUACCUUCAAUGUAACACAGGAAGAAAUGAUGAGCGAAGGAGACCAUGAGAGUUGGGAUGGUGAUAUGGUGCUGUCUGAAAAUAACGAAACCCCAUUACCAGUGUUAUCUUACAUGUCUAAAGACGAUUCAGCCACUCAAGACCAAGAUAAGAAAUCAUCCUUGACGACGUCUAAUUCCAAUGCUACAAACCCAGCGAUUCCAGAGCAAUUCCGAGAUGUGGUGAAGAUGAAUGACUACUUGACAACCGGACGUCGCCAAGAAUUUUGGGAAGAACCAUUCACGCGACGUGUCAUGGAUGCUAUCAAAAGCAAGGAAUUGGAAAUGAAGACGGCAGCUGAAAUUCUCGGUGUCUCUUAUGGAACCUUAUACGGUAGAUACCGUGACAGCUAUGGUUGCCUUAAACACCCAUACAGAGUGAGAGAUUUCUGGUCAGAACCGGGCCCUGCUGAAGUGUUGGCAAAAUUACGAAGGAAGGAAAUAACCUUAUUUCGGGCUGCCGAAUACCUCAAUGUAACUGUACAAACACUCGCCACAUACUUAUCGACGUUACAAGGACCGGACAGGCUGUCUCUUUCGGGAGAACUAGCUGGACCGAUAUCAGCAAUCGACGGUGGCAGUGAAACGGAAAAUGAUGCAGUGAAUGAUAUUCUUCAAAAAAUAAAUGCCAACGUAGCUUCGGUCGCUCCAAACAUUUCCACAGCAACUCCUAUAAAACGGGAAGGGGGUGGAUUCGUGGACGUUCCAACACCAAUACCUAAAGCAGCAACUUCGGUUCUUGAAAAUAAUCCUGAUAUAACUAUAGUUAAAACGGAAAGUAUGCCUCGCAAGCGGGAGUAUUCGAAAGUUCCAAAUUCAGAGAAUAACAAUGCUAAGUUAAUGAGUGGUGGCGGUGUAAGCGAAGUGUCGCAACAAAAGCUCUCCGACUCGCUAUCCUUGAACAGUGACAACAGCAAACCCUAACUAUUCAGGCCUUACUUGGCCCCGAUGAAUCCCAUCACACCCAAUGCCAGCUACGCAUCUGCGCUUUGUCCGCGAAGAUUUUAUUCUAACGUUUUUAGCAGGUUUUUAACCAAUUUUCAUUUAAAGUAGCCACAGACGUACCGACUCCAUUUACUUACCUAAUAUUUUUUUCUCGGCAUUUAAUGUGUUUGUUUUAAUUUUCUUUUAAUUUUUUUUUUCCGUCUUUUGCACUUCAUUGAUUAAACGGAUUCUUUUGUGUUACAUUGUACGAAAUGGCAAUGGCUUGUGGUUAGUUACAUCCGGUGACAGAUAUUUUAUCGCUGCGGGGAUAACUUAUUUGGUUAGUCUGAUUUGCCCUACUUUUAUUUUUGUUUGUUUUUUAGUUAUAAUCAAUCAUGAUACUUUGGCUGAGAAACUUUUUUUCAUUGUGUCUUUGGCACAAGAAAUAUUGAAACAAUUUAAUUUUUGACGACCCUCUGCUGUAAUUUAUAUGCCUAAUAUUUAGAUUAGCCAGAUUCGAUCGUGAUCAAGAAAAUUUAUGUCAAUCAUCACUUCAAACGUGAUAAGCGUUGAGAAAAUCAUGCGUCAUAACAGUAAUUCAAUGGCACAUCAAUAUCUGUAGAUUUUUUCAUGCCACACAUAAUAAACAGAAAAUAAUCCAGAAAUAAUGUCAACCGAAUGUUGAUAUGAAUGAGAGCUUUAAAUAAUAGAAAACAUAAAAUAUGUUUUGUAUAAUUCCAUAUUCAAGAAAGAUUGAUUCAUUUAAAAAAUUGAAUGGUACGUUGCUUGGGGAAUAUUGCACGAGCUACGAAAAUACAGAUAGGUUUAGUUUCGAUUGAAUGAAUAGCACUUUUACCAAGAUAAUCUCGUCGUUUAACAAAUUGAACUUAAACUUACGUGUAGUGAUGACCAUGUCCAUGUGUAACAUGUAAAAAAAACUUUGACUAGCGCGUAUGAUCGUACAAUUUCUUAUUUCUCUUAUAAUCAGCUAAAAUACCGCACUCAGAUGUUUAGUAACAUCGUUAAGACUAAAUGCGAGCUUUUGUUUUUAUAGAAAUUUUAAGUGGUUUUUAUUUACUGAUUAUCAUUGGUAUCAAAGAUAAACAUUUCUUUGACACGAUACGAAGCAUAAGUAACGUCCAUUGUAAAUAUCGGUGCAAUAGUGAAACCUAAAAUUAAUAUUAUUUUGUCACAAAGUGUUUAAAUGCUAUUUUAAAAAGAGAAGAUAUACCUGCUUUUAAUCAUGCAAUUAUUAUUGUUUUUUAAAAAAGUUAUUGCAUUAUAUUUGGCAAGGUAUAUCUUGAUCAUCGUUGUCAAUGCCUUGUUGGGGUUACCAACUCGCAUUUCAAAUUAGGCUUAAUAUUUUCAUUUGUGUGUGUGUUCAUUUCAAUUUGGUAUCUACCGGCGUGGAUGCUCAAUAUACGAAGCACACGUUGACCGUACUCACGAGAUAAUGACUGGAUAUGAGUAUUCCUGCUUGCUAAAGGUGAAUAAUAAUAAGACAUAACAAUAUAAUAGAGGUAUAUCCAUAGCACAUUGAUAUUUUUAAUGAUAGAAAGCAAAACAAAUUUUUCGUACACUCUGAACAUCAAUAAUCGGGAUGUACGUAAAGUAGUUGGCUAGAUAAGCAAACAAUCCAGUAGUUGAAAACCAGCUGCAUUCAUUUUACACCCAAUUUGGUUAUGAUUUUUAUUAAAUAUUUUUUCAAAUCGUACCACAGCGAUCUAAGUACUCGGUGUUAGUUUAGCGCGAAAGCCAGGUAUGCGUACACAUGUAUAACUCAUUUCUUCUUCUUUCGAUUGCAAAUACUUCUAAGAAUUAGAAGAACUGUGAUUGAAUAUGUUCAUAUAUUGAAUGAAACACCCGUGUAAAAAAUAGAUAAAGAACAGAAUGUUAUUUUCAUCAGGGAUUUGCUAAUGUGAAAGUAAAGUUUACAAAUUCUUGUAUUUUAACGUUGCGUGCUUUUUCGUUGUUGUUAACAUGUUUAUACGUGUUUCCAAUUACUGUACGAAUACUCUACAACGGUCACGUUAAAUUAUAAGUUUCUGAUUAACUACUAUUUUCAUCAUAUUCAAUUCAAUCUUCAAACGAUUGCCUAAAUACAAAAGUAGAUCUGCUCAUCAUCACGAAUAAUUUAAAUUUCAACAAACUCAUUACGUCUCAUUGAACUUACUGUAUUAAGUACAUGGUAAUAUUAUUAUUAUCAUUAUUAUUAUUAUUUUCUUUUUUUUCUUUUUUUUUUGAAUAAAAUAAGACUAAGACAUACCAAAUGAACAAAAAAUGUAACGACAAGUUUUGUUAGGAUAGUUCUAUCGCAUAUCAAGAGAGCGAAAAUACAUGCUGAAGCUCUCUGUAUUGCCUACGCACGCCCCGAAGAUUAGUUAUAUUGGGGCGCACAAAGACCACUUUUACUCUAGCAAGAGUAUACGACUAGAAGUAUUAAUAUUAAAUAUUAAUGAACAGUACAGCGGUUCGCAAGUAAAUGGCUACGUUUUUAAAAUUAUAUAAACAUACGCUUGCAUGUGAUCUAUUUAAGAUAAAAUACAUACUAUAAAACUAUUUUACAACAAACAACCGAGAAGAUUCCUUAUUUAUUACUUCUUCUUCAUGAUUAAUUUUCAUUUAGUAUUAUUCCGAACAAGCAACUCCAACUUUCAAACUUCACCGUCGCAUUUUUAAUGUUAUUAAACCUCAUACAUAAUGAAUCUAUGCAAGGAAGUAUCAACCUAACGCAUCUAUUAUUCUGAUUAGUUUGCAAAUUCUGACACAAUUUCAAUUAAUUGAGCAAACUGAAAUUAGUCAGUUUGUAUGUAAGUAAAAAAGGGCAAUUAAAAGUUAACAGGUUACAAAGUAACCUAUUGUUUUAAAUUGAAACACGAGGACGGAUCUAAGGUGGAUUCGUUGUAAUAUAAUAAUAAUAAUAAUUGAAAGCAACCAUCGAGUCUUCAUUUUAUUUAUUUAAACUUAAUGACUUGAGUAAUGAUGUAUCGCAUUUCCAAAAAGGAAAGGAAAACGGGGAAAAAGCUGUAUUAAAAUAAUAAUGCAUAUAAUUGUUUAUGAUUAAGUGUUUCAUUAAUGUUACUUUAUAGCCAAGGUAUAAGGUAGUAGUUUUCAGUACAAAGAGGAGCACUUUAGUUCUUAUUUAUCAAAAUGGUGUAAAAGAAAGAAAAGGAUAAAAAAAAAAGAAAAAGAAAAAAGAUAAAUUAUUCGAAGAUGCUAGUUAUAAAUUUUUUUAAAUGUGGCCACUCGCUUGAAAAUCUCUGUAUUGAUUGUCACGUAAACAGAAAAUAAAACGUGCUGUGUAUUUUGUGAUGCAUGCGCGUGACCACAUUGACAUAGUACUACGAGAAGACAGGACAAGACUAGCCUAUUGGCAAAUGUAGAUUGCCAUUUACUAAGGGCUAUCACACCAUGAGACUAAUAUCGAUAUCAUUAAUUACAUGUGUCGUUUGAUAUAAAGAAAAAAAAAAAAAAUGAGUAAUGAGUAUAUAAUUACGUAUAAUCAAUCGUUUUAUACACAAACCUAAUUAUAAACUACUACGUACACUAUGUACAUUCCUAGUAUACACACGCUCUUCACUCUCUCUCAUGUACACAAUUACAUAUACAUUACAUUUAGUGAAUACAUAAAUACAUACAUACAUUAUACACACAUAAAAACGCAUAUGGACCUAUAUUAUAUAUUUAUAAUAAUUAUAGUUAUUCUACAACGGACCACCGCAGCAUCAAAAAACCAUAUACCGAGAUCAUUAAAUUAAUAAACUCAUCGAUAAAGCGCAUCUUUUUCACCUAGAGACUAGAACAUUUGUUCGAUCUAAUCAUCUAGAACUCGUUAGAAAGAAAGUGUGUCUCGUGUAUACAACCAAAUAUAUUUAUCCAUGAAAAUUCAACUUAAAAUGGAAAUAUUUUGAGACUUUUAUUGCUUUUAAACAUAUUUCACCAUUCUGCACCAUUCAUUUUCGUAUAAUUAAUCAUGUUUUAUUAUUGGCAUCGCUCGAGUUGACUGAUAAUUUAUGUGUGACGUAUACCUGAGAAUUUUCUUUCACGCGUUUCUACAGGAUUCAAUCGCAGGCUCCCAUAUGCUUAGUUUUUUAAAUUUAUUUAGUUGAACGAGUAUUAUUAUUAUAACACUCAAUCAUGUUCAUCGAGGAACUUUGUCGCGUUGUAGUCGAGAAAGUACCUCGAUGUUGCUCAUGCUUGUGACAAGAGGUUUUAUACAUGAGAUACAAAAUGAGGCAUCGAUAUUGUUCAAGUGCGAAUACACCAUACAUCAAAUUCAUAUAAAAAUCCAUGAUAUAAAUUCAGUAUAGCAUGAAAAAUACCGGAUGUAUUUGCGCGCAAAUCACCGUAGUAAUCAAUCCCAGCGAUAAAAAUACAAGAAUGAAAAAAGAUAAACACCGAGCCUUCAUACAGUUACAUACAUAUACUGACCUUACUUCAUUUUAGUCUGAUAUUUCAAGAUUCAAGAGCAUGAUAUUAAUAAAUGGUAAGAAUGUGUUAAAAAGUGGACGGAAGAAGAAAAAAUAGCUUGAAUCGUACUCUUCAAUUAAGAAAUAUCAAUUAUUAGCCAAAGUUAGGUUUUGCGUUUACUCUUAAUUCUAUCACACACGAUAUAUUAUAUGUUUGACGUAUAGUUAUUUUAAUAAUUAUUAUUAAUUAUAAUUAUUAUUAUUUUUGAAGUAUAUAUUAUUAUAAUCGUGGUAAUUUUUAGACUAGAGAACAAUAUAUUAGCAUAUAGAAAUUAAAGUAUACAUAAAAGUAAGGAAAAUAAAAUAAAAUAAAAUAAAAUAUAUAUAUUGAUAAAAUAUUGUUGAGGUCGCGCCCAGAAGAUUGAAAGGAAGUGCAUACAAUGCUGGGAAUAAAUGAAUGGAAUUAUAGGAGAGUUAAAACGUUAAAGGAAAAAAAAUGGUAUAAAAGCAGCUUAGAUUGCGAUAUGUAGCUAAUCAGGCUGCUCGCGGAGAGCAUUCAUUGAUUGAACAAAAAAAAGAAAAAUGAAAAACAAUAAACAAAAAUAUGAAAAAAAAAAUCAGUAAGUGUAAAUGUUUGUAAACAAAUUAUGAAACAUUAUUUGUUCAGUGCCUACAUAUUUACACAGUAAUAAUAAACAUGAAGAUUAGUGAUA